Messenger RNA from Prunus mume (Japanese apricot), 1924 nucleotides. The record is from RefSeq and is a predicted model, not a curated record. NCBI's taxonomy places the organism in Eukaryota, Viridiplantae, Streptophyta, Magnoliopsida, Rosales, Rosaceae.
UGUGACUAAACCAUACUGUACCAGAUUCCUCUCUCUCUCUCUCUCUCUCUCUCUCUCUAUGCUCUUUCAGUCUCCGUUCGUCAUUUCAAUAUCAAGCCUCGCCAUCUCUGCGAAAUCUUUGUAUCCCAUAAAAGCCUCUGAGACGCUCAGGUUCUAUUUUUUGUGGCCAACUCUUUCGCAUUCAUUGCUUUCAGUUUCAGCCCGUUGGGGUUUCGUUAAUGGGUUUUCUUUUAUGAGCCCCAACCACUCUUACACUCUGGCUCUGCUGCUUUUCUAGCUCACCCUGCUAUGAAAACAACUAUGUCAACAAUUACUUGUCUCUGUUUUUGGCUCUGAGCUCUGUUUUAUGCGAACCUCAUAGUUUUACUCUGAAACAAAGUUCAACGAUUUCCUCGCAUUUUCGCUAUCUGGGUCUUGUCUACAUCUUCAAAACCAAGUCUUCCUCAAGUGGGUUUUUCGAUUGCUGCAAAACCCUCAUAUGCUUUUGGGAGCCGUAACGAGGUUAUGUUUGGUUACCAAGAAAAUGAGCGUAAUUUCAUGAGCUGGGUCCCAAAAAUUUCCGUCUAAAAUGGGUGGUGCAAACUCUAAAACCGAGAAGGACGAAGCUCUUCGUCUCUGCAGAGAGCGCAAGAGAUUCAUCAAGCAAGCAAUUGAUUCAAGGUAUGCUUUAGCAGCUUCUCAUGUAUCUUACAUCAACUCCCUUAGAAACAUUGGCAUUGCGCUUCGGCGAUACGCCGAGGCUGAGGUGUUGAUAGAGUCGUCUCUGUCAACAUCAGACAAGACCCCAUCACACUCCUCCUACCCUUCACCAUCGCCAUCGCCUAUGGCUGAGGCUUCUGACUCGCCUAUGCACAGUGAGAGACCCAUUUCGCCUCCUGUGGCGACUCUGAGUUAUAUGAGGUCAGGAGGUGGUGCUGCUGUGACUGUAAGGUUCAAUCCGCUUAGUAGUAGUUAUAUGGAUGACGAUAUUCCGUUGCCACCACCACCACCUCCUCUGCCUGAGGAAGAUUCGUCUUGGGAUUAUUUUGAUCCUGUUGAUGAGAGUGAGAGCUUUAGGUUUGUGGGAAAUAGUGGAGUGGAUGUGAAUUUUGAUGAUAUCAGAGGGUGGAGACAGGUGAGGGGUGAAGAAACUAAUCAUAGUGUGGUGGAGGAGACAAGGAGAUGGGCAAAAGUUGGAUUAGAUGGAAGUAAUGAACAUCAUGAAGGAAGUGAAAGGCUGAUAAUCGAGCAAAGGGCUUCCGAAGGUUCUGGUCAUUCGAUGACUCAAAAUGAUAGUGUAGAGCAUAAUGGCAAUUUGAUGAACUCGGGAGGAGUUGAUGGGUCUCUGCAAGCAGGUCAUGGUGAAGCGAGACAGUUAAACAUGGGACGUAAUGCCAAUGGGGCAGCUAGAAAUUUGACAGGCCAAGUUGCACUUGAGCAGUCUGGUUCGAAGAGAAGGGAGAAAGAUUUAUGUGCAGAAAGAGAGGACCCUUCAGAGUUUAUCACCCACAGAGCUAAAGAUUUUCUUUCAAGCAUAAAGGAUAUUGAGCAUCGCUUUUUCAGAGCUGCAGAAUCAGGUAGAGAGGUCUCCAGGAUGCUUGAGUCAAACAAAAUCAGGGUUGGAUAUUCAGAGGCAAAAGGUAGGUCAUCAGCUUUGGCUGUUGUCACUGCUUUCCAGAUCAUUUUCUGCCGUGGAAAGACUGCACUUGUUUCUCAAGAACCUACUCAACAUGCAACGAAAGUUAUUACCUGGAAGAGGACAACAUCUUCGAGGUCAUCUUCGUCAAGGAAUGCUCUUGCCACAGCAUCAAAAGAUGAUGUUGAUGACAGUGGAAGUGAUUUUGUUGAAGAGUUUUGCAUGAUUGCUGGAAGUCAUUCCUCCACUCUGGAGAGACUAUAUGCUUGGGAAAGAAAACUCUAUGACGAAGUAAAGGUACUUUGUUGA